AUGUCUCCAUAAGCCUGGAAAUAGUAAAUAUGUACUUUGCAUUGGCUCAUAUGGGCAGGUUGUGCGUUUAUGCGUGUGUGUCUCGGGGCAGGGCAGACCCCGCCCCUUUAUGCUAAUUAAGGUCUCCCAUUGGUGUGUCAGGGGAGCAGGCCGGCUCUGAUUGGCCAGGUCGAAGCCAUUUAUUCGCUGACAGCCCCGUCACAUGAAUGGUUGUCUAUUAACUUGUUCAAAAACUAUCUGGAGUUGUCAAGGCUCAGACGGACAGAGGCGAAAAAGUACAGUUUGUUAAUGCUUUUUCGGAGAAGCGACGGGAGAAGUUUUGUGGAAACAACAUAGCAGGGACCUAUUGGGAGAAGGCUCUCUGUCUCACACUCACACACACACUCUGACACACACUCACUGAGAGGGAGAGAGAGAGAGAGUGAGAGUGUGUGGAGACGCGGCUUGGUGCUUGUUGUUUUUUUUUUUUUGGUCCAGAGAAAAAGUUGCAGAGAAAAAUCGACAGGUAACUUUUCGCAGCAGCCCUGCGCUCCUCACUGUCCUGCCUCUGGCUUGUGGAGUUUGUCUCUGUGUUUUUUUUUUCCUCUGCUCGGGAGCUCCAACUGAAAAGCUGUUCCUGAUGUAUAACAUGAUGGAGACUGAACUGAAGCCCCCAGCUCCCCAGACCAACACGGGGGGCACGGGCAACACCAACACGUCCGGCACUGGCACCAACCAGAAAAACAGUCCGGAGCGGGUAAAGAGACCCAUGAACGCGUUCAUGGUGUGGUCCCGAGGCCAGAGGAGGAAGAUGGCCCAAGAGAAUCCCAAAAUGCACAACUCGGAGAUAAGCAAGAGGCUGGGCGCGGAGUGGAAACUUCUGUCGGAGAGCGAGAAGAGACCUUUCAUCGACGAAGCCAAGAGGCUGCGGGCCCUGCACAUGAAGGAGCAUCCGGAUUACAAAUACCGGCCCCGGCGGAAAACCAAGACCCUGAUGAAGAAGGACAAGUACACCUUGCCCGGCGGGCUGCUGGCUCCGGGAGGAAACGGGAUGGGAACUGGGGUCGGUGUAGGGGUGGGCGCCGGGCUGGGCGGUGGGGUGAACCAGCGGAUGGACAGCUAUGCGGCGCACAUGAACGGCUGGACCAACGGGGGCUACGGCAUGAUGCAGGACCAGCUGAGCUACCAGCACCCUGGGCUGAACGCGCACAACCCGAGCCAGAUGCAGUCCAUGCACCGCUACGACAUGAGCGCCCUGCAGUACAACACUAUGACCAGCUCCCAGAGUUACAUGAACGGCUCCCCGACAUACUCCAUGUCCUAUUCCCAGCAAACCACGCCGGGGAUGACCGCCCUGGGCUCCAUGGGGCCCUCCUCCGUGGUGAAGUCCGAGUCCAGCAGCUCCAGCCCGCCCGUCGUCACCUCGUCGUCCCACCGGGCCGCCCCGGGCUGCCAAAGCGGAGACCUGAGGGACAUGAUCAGCAUGUACCUGCCCGGGGCGGAGGUGAGCGAGCAGACCGCCCAGACCAGGCUACACAUGUCCGGGCACUACCAGAGCACCGUGCCCGGGACGACGAUCAACGGCACGCUGCCGUUAACACACAUGUAAGAGACACCAAGCAGAGAGAGAGAAAAAAGAACUUUUAUAAGAGAAACUGUGGACUACUUAACGUUGGACUAUUUUUGUACAGAAAAAUUUCGGGGUGGGAAAAGUUGUAUAGAAGUCUCCAGGAAAAGGACACACGACUCUUUUUUUCUUUCAUUUUAUUCUAAGGAAGCUCUAGAGGAAACGGUAGGAGAUCCCCCUCUUCACUGGUGGAUGAAGUUUGGAAGACUAGAAAGUGGGAGUCGCAAUCAAAUGUUUUAUUAUUGCAAUCACCUUUUGUACAGUAUUUAUCAAAGAAACAUUACAAUCAGAUGAAAUUGUUUGUUAAACUGCAAGAGGUUGCAUUUUUCUUUUCUUUUUUUGUUUUUAUAUAAAGCAACGCCAGUUCUGCAAAAAAUAUUAAAGGUGAAAAAUGGCAGAACUGGAAUUAUAUGGGAGCGAUCAGUUAUGCUCCUUUAUUACUGCAAACAUUGGAAAGAAAAGGGACAUAAAACGAAGCAGGUAAUACUGUUUUUUUUUUUUUUUUCAUUUAAGGUCAAUGUUACUAAACAUUUUAAUUUCUUAAAAAAAGAUAAGACACUUUUUCUCUCAUACAGCUUAAAAUCUAGGUUGUUAAUUUAUAUUUCCGUCUCCCACUUUUCAUCUGUUAGAGGUAUGACGCUUGUGCUCUUUAUUUUCUAAUUGAUUUGUACAAUUUCUGUAUAUUUACUGUGAUAUUUUAAGUUUUUAUUUCAAAAUUCAUUCCCGUAGUUGUAUUUUAAAAAUUGUGGCCUGUACGCAGAAGCCAACCACUCCAUGUAUAUAUAUACCGGAACUAAUACCAUCCUUAUAACAGUUACAGUUUCAGCUGAGUAUAUUUUUUUUCAAUAUGCAGUUUGAAAUGAAUAAAUUUUGGAAAUUUGGA
Seriola aureovittata is the source of this 2489-nucleotide messenger RNA. It is a transcript of the gene sox2, whose product is annotated as SRY-box transcription factor 2. NCBI's taxonomy places the organism in Eukaryota, Metazoa, Chordata, Actinopteri, Carangiformes, Carangidae. Bases 620 to 1588 code for a protein of 322 amino acids. Gene Ontology annotation, biological process: cell differentiation; regulation of DNA-templated transcription; anatomical structure morphogenesis. The transcript has a single exon. Gene Ontology annotation, molecular function: RNA polymerase II cis-regulatory region sequence-specific DNA binding; DNA-binding transcription factor activity, RNA polymerase II-specific. The record is from RefSeq and is a predicted model, not a curated record.